Messenger RNA from Symbiodinium sp. CCMP2592, 450 nucleotides. The record is from the annotation of a GenBank genome assembly. NCBI's taxonomy places the organism in Eukaryota, Dinophyceae, Suessiales, Symbiodiniaceae.
AUGGAAGUGCAGGCAGCACAAAAUCCGACCCCGAUCAAAGCUACGAUGUUCGACACCUGUUUUGCGCUGUCCAAGCAGUAUUUCGUGCCUAUAGACGAGGUCAAAAAAUGCUUGGAAGAGUUCAAGCAGAUUGACACCAGUGGCGACAUGCUCGUAUCGGAGGCGGAGUUCGAGGCCUCCACGCGGCAGAACUUGAACUGGCCGGAAGACCAGGAUCUUCCAGCAAACUUGGUGCGGAAGAUCAAGAAAUACUUCCAGGACAUGGACAAGGACCGCAAUGACGUCAUCGACUUUGAGGAGUAUUUCGAUUGGUCAAUGAAGCACAGGUGGAGCGAGGAGUUUCUGGCAUUGGACGACAAGGACAUGGAGAACAGGAACUUCCGGCACCGUUUGCGUCACCUUCGGCUCUUUGACCCUGGGCUUCUUUCACCAAAGAAGUUUUAUGCAUGA